AUGGCCGACCAUGAGAGUGACGAGGCUCGCAAGGCAAAGCUCCUGGCAGCCAGAAAAAAGCUCAAAAAGUUCCAGAACAAAAAGCAAGAUGCUUCACCCACUCCCGAUGCACCCCAUGCAACUGAAUCCGAUGUCAAUGACAGUGGAAAGCAGGACGAACAGCAGCAACAGGCACCUCUUUCACCCACUUCACCUUUAACAACACCAGCACCCACUACACCAACCACCGACCAUGCACUACAACUUGAGUUAGAAACAUCCAGAACGCGUUUUGAAGAGCUCAAAGCAGCCACAUCCACCAAGUUGGAAGAAAUGAAUAGUCAAAUCGAUGCACUACGUACAUCCGAACAGCAGCUCAAACAACAACUUGACGAGAUGAAUCAUGUUAAAAGUACGUCAGAGAGCAAGGUGGAAGAGCUCAAUGCAUCCAUCCAAACAAUGCGGGAUCAACUUGGGCAGGUGCAACAUGUAUUGGAACAAAAGACACAGCAACUUGAAACCGCGAAUCAGCAUGAGCAGGAAUGGAUGGAUAAAGUGAAAUCACUCGAGGAACAGCUGAACACGACUCAAAAGGAUUGGGAGGCAAAAUCCUCAUCUGAAUUGGAUAAAGUACAGCAUGAAUUGAAGGAGCUGCAACUCAAUACAACCCGCGAAAAAGAGCAAGUCAUUGCUGAAUACACUACCAAAAUGAGCAACUUGAAGGAGGAAUAUGAGGCACAACUUGGCACAGCACAGGAGCAAAAUGACCAGAAGAUCAAAGAUCUACAAGCUGAGCAUGAGAAGCAGCUUGAGGAGAAGCAGGAGAAAUUGAAAAAUGAGCAAGAGAAAAGGAUCAAGGAUUUGGAAGCCGCAUUGGAUGAAGAAAAGAAGAAGGAGGAAACAGCAACCGAGACGCUCAAGAUAUUGGAAGCUGCGAAUCAUGAGGCAUUACAGCAAGAACGAGAGAGCUACAACAAGCUAAACAAGGAGUGGGAGGAGAAGUUUAAAUCCCUUCAAGAUCAAUAUGAUUCUCUGGUAGAGGAAAAUGACAAAGGAAGCGAGGAUUUGAAAAAGGAAUAUGAACAAAGGAUCAAAUCAAUUCAAGAGGACCAUGAAAAAGUGGCAAGCGAGAAGCGAGAGCUAGAGGAUCAACAUGAAAAGAGUAUCCAAUCGCUUAAAGCGGAGCACGAGGAGGCAAUGGAAAACGCCAAACAGCUGAUCCAGAAUGAGUAUGAGGAACAAAUAAAGGCACUUCAAGCCACGCACGAUUCAACGGCUCAACAACAGCAAGAACUCGUACGCAAAGCGAAUGAUGAAUACGCUGAUAAGCUCAAAGCGUUGCAAGCUGACCAUGACAAGAUCUUGAGAGAGGAACAAGAAAAGCUUAAGGAGAUGAGUGAGAAACACGCCCAAGAGUUAAAAGACAUUCAAGACAAGCAUGAAGCGAUUUUGAGCCAAGAGCGAGAGCAACAUGAACAAGUGGUUGGAAAAAAGAUCAAUGAUUUGCAAGCUGAACACCAAUCCCUAUUGGAUCAAGAAAAAGAGAAACAAGAAAAAGAGUUUACAGCAAGAUUGGAAGCCAUCAAAGCCGAGCACGAGUCUGCUCUUAAAGAGGUCGAGAACAAGAAGCAGCAAGUCAUUGAGCAACAUACAAAAGAAACAGAGGCUCUUCAAGAAAAGAUCAAAUCCGAGGAUGAAAAGUACCAAGCGAUGCUUGAAAAGAAGCAAGAAGAACAUCAACAGCAAUUGCAACAAUAUGAGGAAAAGCUAAAGUCGCUCCAAGAUGAUCACCAGGCAACAUUGACCAAGGAGCAGGAGCAGAGUCAAAAGUCGAUUGAAGCAUAUGAACUCAAGAUGAAAGAGUUGCAAGAUAAAUAUGAAGCUGCCUUGGCCAAAGAGCGAGAACAAGCCAAUCAAGCGACUCUAGACUUCCAGCAAAAGGAGAAAACAAUGAAAGAAGAAUAUGAUGGCUUGCUAGCAAAAGAACGUCAAGAUCGCGAUAAGACGUUUCAAGAAUACAAUGAAAAGCUGGAAUCAUUGCAGGCUGCUCAUAAGACAGCCCUCGCUGAAGAACAAGCAAAGAAGGAGGAGGCAGUUAAAAAGCAUGAGGAAGAAGUCAAGGCACUAGAAGUCAAACAUGAAAAGGAGCUCGAAGAACAACGUGGUCUGAUCCAAAAAGCUUCCAAUGAGCAUGACGAGAAGAUCAAGACGCUCUUAGGUGAUCAUGAGUCGGCACUCGCCAAUGAACGUCAGCUCAAUCAAAAGACCAUCGAGGAGCAUAACCAGAAAAUAAGUGACUUGCAUAGUGAAUACGAUUCCAAACUCGCUUCCGAGCGUGAACAAAGGCAAAAAGCACUAGAAGAACAUGACCAAAAGAUCAAGGCUUUGCAAGAUGAACAUGCAUUGAUUUUGGAGGAGGAACGUAAAAAGUCACAUGGCGAGUUGAAGAACCAAGAAGAUAAUCUUGCUGCAUUAAAAGCUGAGCAUGAGAAAAUACUACAAGAAGAACGAGAGCAGAGCCAAAAGGCAAUCAUGGAGCACAAGCAACAGAUCGAGUCACUCGAAGCUGAAUACGAACGUAUGCUGAAGCAAGAACGUGAGCAACAUGAAAAGGUCGCUGCUGAGCAUCUUGAGAAAAUCAAAUCCUUGGAAGACCUUGUAAAUACCCGAGAAGAAGAGCAGAAGCAAUAUAUGCAGGAAUUGGAAAAGCUACAAUCUGAACAUAAGAGUGCCCUCGAAAAGACACAGCAACAGAAUGAGGAAAUCCAAAUUGAGCAUAAAGCCAAGAUUGAGUCGCUGCAAGCCGAUCAUGAUGCCGAAUUGAAAAAGUUAAUGCAAGAGCAUGAAAAGACAAUUGCUGAGCACAUUGAAAAGGCCAACGCUUUAAAAGAUGAGCAUGCAGACGCUCUUUCCAAGGCACAGCAAGAACAUGAAAAGAUCAUGCAAACGCACCAUGAAAAGUUGAAAGCAUUGCAAGAUGAACACGAUGUUGCUAAGCAAGAAUCGAAUCGUGAUAUGGAACAACUACACGCCAAGAUCACGGAGCUUCACGCAUCACUCGACCAGGAACGCGAAAAGGUGAAGGAAGCACAUCAACUUGCAGAGGAGAAUUCCACCGCACGAGAGACAUCCCUUCGAGAAACUUAUAGUCGAGACAACCAAAAGCUAUCUCAUGAACUUCGACAAGUGCAAAUGAAGCUACAACAGCGUGAACAGCAAAUCACCCAAUUACAAAGUGAAAUGGAGCAGGUUGAGACCAGCAGGCAACAGCAACAAGAGCAAGUAGAGCAUUUACAACAACAGCUUGAAGAGCAAAAGCAGCAGGUGGAUGAUGGAUCCCUCGUUCAACAGCGUGAUGAAGCCAUUGACAAGGCAAAGCAACUGCAAACGCAAUACGAUGAGAAAGAGACGCAGCUACAAGAGCUUCAAAGCCGGCUGGAUCGGCAAUUGGAAGCCUUUGACACCAUUCGCCGAGAAUUGACAACAGUUCGAGAUAGGCAAUUCGAGUCCGAGACACGGCUUGAGCGUGAGAAACGUGAAUUGGAAACGACGCUUCAACGAUUACACGCCGAGUACAAGGCACAUUUAGAUCGAAUGUGGAAUGAUCAACAAGCCGUCAGAGAGCAAAACGAGGAGACGAUGGAAAAUGGAAGAGCUGCCUUGGACAAUGCUCAAGUCAAGCUGAUGAUGAAUGGAUUGAGCCCUGUCAGUGAAAAUGGCUUUGAUUGGACUCGAAGCGAGAGUGAAGGUGAAGAAGAAGAACGACAACAAGAAGAACCAGCACAAGAGGAACAUCGACGAGUGCCUGCCGUUGGAAAAUUACCUCCUCGACAAAAGCCAGAGUUCUUUGAAUUUUUAGAUAUUCCUCGUUGCAGUGGAUGUUUGAGCGAAGUGAUUGACAUUUGA
Molecule: messenger RNA, 3885 nt
Organism: Lichtheimia ornata
Lineage: Eukaryota; Fungi; Mucoromycota; Mucoromycetes; Mucorales; Lichtheimiaceae
Exons: 32
Coding region: 1-3885 (1294 amino acids)
Source: RefSeq, a predicted model, not a curated record